AGCUUUUGGAUAGAGAUAUAAAGAUAAGCAGCUUUUUAGAGAGAGAGCUCUGCCCCAGAAAAAAAAGGACUUCUGCUUAGAGCUCUCUGCUUUUCAUUAUUGUACUACAAAUACUUAUACACGGUCUUCAGAGUCUUAAAACCAACUUGCAGAAACUGCUCUAGCCUUUAAUUCCCUUCUCUCAAACUUCUCUCUCUACCUUCAAAGAUUCUCAGCUCCUCUGUCGGUUUGUGCUAAAUUUAUCUCAAAAUAUCAUCUUUUUGUUUCCGUCUCUACCUUCAAUUCCCUCACGCAUUCAUCCUCCAACUUCUUGAUUUUAGGGAGAGCCAGAGAGAUACAGAGUGCGUGUCUUUGAAAUCCGUUCAAGGGUGAAUUUUGUCUUUCACUUUUUAAGCUGGGCUUGAGCUCUUUAAUUGCAUUGACUUGAGAGCCUCUGUUUUCUUUGGUGGUUGUCGGGUUUGAGGCCGAGUUUGAUUUUCAAGGCUUUUGUAUGCCUUAUAGGAUGCUUGGUGUUUAAGGUUUUACCAAUGGGUUGGUGAGAGUGGACCUGUUUCAGUCUUCUAUGUUCUUUAUCUUCGACAUCAAGCCUUCUGGUUGUGCCAUGUAGUUUGGAAACCCUGUUCAGUGAUCACAAAUCGGGUCUCAAAUAUUUGGAGUUUUCCAAACACGAUUUCUGGUUUGGGAUUUUUGUCUAUAUUUGAUAAUUUUUGAAGCUAAACUGAGUUGAAUUAUUAAAGAACCGAGAGGACGUUCUAAGCUUUGCACUGAAUUGAAAUUCUGGUUUAAGGCUGUGAAAGAUUUGUGAGAAUAAGUUAUUUUAAGUAAAUGCAUGGAUCAAAGGGACCCCAUGGCGUUAUCUGGUCCGACAUCGUAUUAUAUUCCGGGAAGUUUGUCUGGGUCUGGAACACAGUCUGGGUUACACGGAUCACUAGGCAUCCGUCCCUUGUCUAAUCCAAAUGUUCAAUUCCAACCCAACAUUGGUGGCAGUACUAUCGGAUCAACAUUACAAGUAGAGCCUCCAUCUUCAAUUUCACCUCAUAGUGUCAAUGUGGGUGCACCAUCUGCGGUGGUGCCACAGAGUGAGCCUGUGAAGAGAAAAAGAGGAAGGCCCCGAAAAUAUGGUCCGGAUGGGACCAUGUCAUUGGCAUUGUCUCCCUCAUCCUCUACUAAUCCAGGAAAAAGUACAAUGACGUCAUCCCAAAAGCGGGGUAGAGGCCGGCCACCUGGGACUGGAAGGAAGCAACAAUUAGCUUCUUUUGGUGAAUGGCUGUCUGGUUCGGCUGGGAUGGGUUUUACUCCACACAUCAUCACCAUUGCGAUAGGAGAAGACAUUGCAACAAAAAUAAUGUCAUUUUCACAGCUGGGGCCUAGAGCUUUAUGCGUCUUGUCGGCCAAUGGUGCUGUUUCUACUGUGACUCUUCGUCAGCCUUCGAUGUCUGGUGGCACUGUCACAUAUGAGGGGCGUUUCGAGAUAUUAUGUUUGUCAGGAUCUUACUUGCUAACAGAGAGUGGUGGGUCUCGCCAUCGAACUGGUGGUCUAAGUGUCUCCCUUGCCAGCCCUGAUGGUCGUGUCAUUGGUGGUGGAGUAGGGGGACUGCUUAUUGCAGCAAGUGUUGUUCAGGUGAUUGUGGGGAGCUUCAUGUGGGGGGGUGGUUCAAAGACGAAGAACAAAAAAAAGGAAGCUUCAGAAGGUGCCAUAGACUCAGAACACCAGACAAUUGACAACCCAGAUGCACUAACUAGCAUUCCACCAACUCAAAAUCUCAGUCCAACCACUUCAAUGGGGGUUUGGCCGGCAUCACGGGCAGUGGAUAUGCGAAAUGCUCACAUCGACAUUGACUUGAUGCGCGGGUAACAACUUUUAUUGAUAGAUAAAUGAACAUUGUACAUAAAUUUCACUUUUUUGAAUGUGAUUUUUCUUGAAGCAACCAUUGACAGGAAGCCAGUUGAUCUUGGCUUUGAUUACUGUUGACUUCAUGUACCCUGUUGUAGACAUUGGGAUUUGACUCUAUUUUUGUAGCUUAAUGGAAAUUUAGUUGGGAAUUUUACAUUCAUGAUUUCAGUUA
Messenger RNA from Juglans regia (Persian walnut), 2066 nucleotides. Its product is annotated as AT-hook motif nuclear-localized protein 9-like. NCBI's taxonomy places the organism in Eukaryota, Viridiplantae, Streptophyta, Magnoliopsida, Fagales, Juglandaceae. The record is from RefSeq and is a predicted model, not a curated record. The transcript has 6 exons. Gene Ontology annotation, molecular function: minor groove of adenine-thymine-rich DNA binding. The coding region runs from base 830 to 1855 and encodes 341 amino acids.